Molecule: messenger RNA, 1611 nt
Organism: Annulohypoxylon truncatum
Lineage: Eukaryota; Fungi; Ascomycota; Sordariomycetes; Xylariales; Hypoxylaceae
Product: SET domain-containing protein
Exons: 5
Coding region: 168-1505 (445 amino acids)
Molecular function (GO): protein binding
Source: RefSeq, a predicted model, not a curated record
CUUGUGUACUAAUUUUAAGCUCUUCGCCCGUCUUAGCAAGCGCACACCUUCUGUCUCUCAGGGUAUGCUACAACCCUUAACUACCCCUUUGUUCUAUCUACCUAGAUACAACGCUUUUCAUCUCACAUCUCCCUUCAGAAAGGAUAUAUUCACUAUAACAGGUACCUAUGGAAUUAUUUCAAAAAUUUCCUUCCCUGUUCUCCUGGUUGGUGCUUUUGGCCAUUUUGAAGCAGCCUUUCUUACUCGCACAAUUACUAGACCCUAGCACUUGCUCCGCAGGCAGCCAUAAGUCCCUUUCAGGAACACAACAUGGGUUACCCGUCUGUCCACUCCCUAUAGAUGAGGAGUCGGCCGCUGAGACGGGAACAUGGGCGCCAUGGAAACGCCGUCCAUACUGCGUAGAACCCUUUAUGCAAGACGACGACGUGACUGGGCCCGAAUUUUGUCUCUACACGUUCGAGCCCUUCCGCGGAGACCAGGCUCUGAGCGUUGUGACCACACCCGUACUUGCGGCGACUAUAGUCGACGCGCUGGAUGACUCGAUUGUGCCUCCUAGGCUCAGGGUUCAUCCUUCAAACUCACUUGGUGAGGAUGGAAAGAUAAACCCGCCAUUUACGAUAGAGGAUGUGUCAGGGAAAGGAAAAGGACUCAUCGCACAGCGCUCCAUUAGGAAAUGGGACAUCGUGCUCGUGGACCACCCGGCCUUGCUUGCACAUAUGGACAUGUUUGACGUCGUUGGUUCGGAGAUCCGACAGGAUAUCCUAGAGCAAUCUUUGAAGCAGCUACCCGAAGAGCAGCGAGAAGAGAUUUGGCUAUUGGAUCGUAGUAUGGGUGGUGAGCCAAUCGAAGAUAUCUUGAGGACGAACAUCUUCGGGGUUGAACUAGGACUCGAAAUCCCGCAUCUAGGAUUAUUUCCAAUCGCAUCGAGGAUCAACCACGAUUGCAAGCCCAAUGUCUUUUGGCGGUAUUCAGUGCGAACUCUCGCAGUCGAAGUCAUCGCGAUGCGAGACAUCGAACCUGGAGAGGAGAUAACUCAAAGUUACGUCCCAUUAGGUCUCUCCUACCAAGACCGCGCAGAUGAUUUAAACAAUUGGGGAUUCACGUGUACAUGCUCCCUCUGCGCCGCCAGCGCGCAACAACGCGCUACCUCAGACAAGAAUCGGCAGCAGCUGCAGCACAUCUACUACUCGCUCAACGAAGGCGCAAGCGGCCGAUCCAACAUCACUGCAGCUGUAGUCAACGAUCUAGCGGAAGAGAUGGAGUCGCUGGUGCGCGAAGAAGGGCUUGAGCCGCAGUUGCUGGUGUACUACGGCGUCGUGGCCAGGGCGUACAUGUGCGUUGGCGACUUAGGUGCAGCGAGACGUUACGUGGACUUGAGCGAAGAGCUGUGGAUGCGGUACGCGGGUGAGGAGCAAGAUUAUCUCGCGGGCAUGCAGCAGCUGCGACAUGAGCUGAUGGAGCGGGAGAAGAUGGCGGUUACGGAUAGAAAGUCUGAAGAUGCAUGAAUUAGAUGAAUAUAUAUUUCCUUUAUUCUAACUUGAACCCUCUCGACAAGAUUCCGCGCUCCAGGUGGAAAUCCAUUUCAUGAAGCCCAAAUUGUUGAAGUGUUUG